AUGACUAAUAUUAAUCCUGAGUUCUACUUUAAUUCAGGCACACUUCUCAAAGCUGUCAAUAUGCCUGAUCCGGAUCUCAUUAUUUCGAGUAAUUGUCUCGAAAUUUAUGGAAACAGUGUAAGUGACUAUUGCUUUUUACAUUCAAAAGAAACAUUACGAUCAUUCAGGUUCGAUCCAAAUCCUCAACUUACAACAAUUGGUAAGUACUCUUUUUACAAUUGUUCAAAAUUACAACGAAUUGAUCUUUCAUUAUGUUUGAAACUUACAGUUUUAGGUGAAAGUGCUUUUUCUUACUGCACAUCAGUUACAGAACUAUUUCUUCCAGAAGGGCUCCAAUAUAUUAAAAAUAACGCAUUUUCACAAACAUCAAUACAAUCAGUUGAAAUUCCAACGACUGUUAUUGAUAUUUUAGAUAAUGGACUUGGACUUAUUAAUACUUUAACAUCAAUUACUUUCAAAGAAGGAUCUAAACUUCGAUCACUUUCAAAUAAUGCAUUCUCAUGGACAAAAUUAGUUGAAUUUAAAGUCCCAGAAUCAGUCCAAUCAAUUGUUGGAACAUUUGUAGGUGAAGUUGAUACAUUGACAAUUAUCCGUGUUCAUCAAAACAAUAAAUAUUUUGUCAGUGAUAAUUAUGCAGUAUACACCAAAGAUUAUUCACAAAUUCUAGUUUUUGCCGCAAAUUCAAAUUCAACAUACAAUAUCAAUCCUAAAGUUACAUCCAUUAAGCAUGGAGCUUUUGCUAAGGCAAAAUGUACAUCUAUUACAAUCCCUCCAAGUGUUACAUUAAUAGAAGGAUAUGCAUUUUAUUUUACCUCUAAUCUCAAACAAAUUACAUUGCCUCCAAACAUAACUGCAAUUAAUGAUUAUUGCUUUUAUUGUUCAGGUUUAACAUCAAUUGAUAUACCUGAAAAAGUAACUCAGAUUGGUGUUGGUGCGUUUGCAGGUUGUGAUUUCUUGAAAACAAUCCUUCUUCCAGGAAAUCUUACUGAGGUUGGUGGAGGUGCAUUUCCGUCAAAUUCAAAUAUUAAUUUUACUUUCAAAGGUGAUUCUCAAAUUAUGAUUGACAGCCAAAUGCUAAUCAUGGCUAAAGAUAAUUCGUCAAUAUCGUUAUUACUUGAUUCAUCACAGGCAUCAAUUAACAUUCCAAGUCAAGUUAAAAGAAUUAAAUUAUCAGCAUUUAAUAAUAAACAGAAUCUAAUUUCUAUUACUUGUGAUGGAACAUCUGAACUAGAAAUUAUUGAAGAAGGUGCAUUUGCAUAUUGUUCUAGUUUGACAUCAAUUCCAUAUUUCCCAAAACUUAAAGAAAUCGGUAACAUGGCAUUCUUUCAAACAAAACUUUCAUCUCAAUUUAUAUCUCCAGCAAGCUUUGCAUAUCUUGGUAAUAAUGCUUUUUCCCAAGUAACAACAUUACCAAGUGUCACAUUUUCAUCAACUGUUAGUAAAUUGACUAUUCAAGAUUCUGCGUUUGCCGGAUGUACAUCUUUGAGAACUGUAUCGUUCGAUGAGUGUACGUGUGAUAUUUUCAUCGGACAAAAUGUUUUCUCAGGAUGUACAUCUCUCGCGACAUUCAAUGUCAUCAAUCAUAUCAAAUCGAUUGACUCCGGAAGUUUCAUGAACAGCGGACUUAUCACUAUCACAUUCGAAGGGAGCAAGACAUCGUUCGACACACUUCCAUCUAUGCUUUUUAAGGGAUGUUCAAAUCUUAACGAAGUCAGCAUCCCGAACAACAUCAUCUCUAUCGGUAGCGAGUGCUUCAGUGGAACAUCUAUCACACGUGCCAGUCUUCCAGACAGCGUCGAAUCUCUUUAUUCAGAGUGCUUCAAGGGCUGCACUAAUCUUGAGCGUGUCGACAUCUUUUCUAGUUGCAAUCUUUCAAAGGUAUUCCCAGGAAUCUUCGAAGGCUGCACAUCUCUGUCAUACAUCAGCGACUUCACCAGCGAAAACCUUGUUUGUCACAACAGCACUAUCUACAGCAAAGAUUUCAGCCGCGUUUACCUGCACGCUCCUGCGUGCCGAGACAACUACAUCAGCUUCGACCGUCGUCUGAACAGUGUUGCAGACAGCGCAUUCAUCAACAGUGCAUACAUCGAGAUUGUUGUCUUUGUCGACAACAGUGUUAGCAGCAUCGGCCGUCGUGCAUUUGAAUCAUGUAUUCGUCUUAAGCAGAUCAGCAUUCCAUCCAGUGUCUCAUCGAUUGGUGACAAUGCAUUCAUUAACUGCAUCAGUCUUAAAUGUGGUGUUCUUUUCCAGAACAAGACACAAAGAUUCGUCGAUAUUCUCACAUCAAGUGGUCUUCCCAAGACAUCUCUCGUCACAUGUCAAGCAUUCAGCUGCAGACCACAACAGAUACUGAACAUUCCUAUUCCAACUAUUCUAUUUACUGUUUUUAUUCUCAUGUAA
This is a messenger RNA of Trichomonas vaginalis G3, 2400 nucleotides long. RefSeq lists its product as uncharacterized. Bases 1 to 2400 code for a protein of 799 amino acids. The record is from RefSeq and is a predicted model, not a curated record. The transcript has a single exon. Lineage: Eukaryota; Parabasalia; Trichomonadida; Trichomonadidae.